Leguminivora glycinivorella is the source of this 375-nucleotide messenger RNA. RefSeq lists its product as uncharacterized. The coding region runs from base 19 to 375 and encodes 118 amino acids. The transcript is spliced from 2 exons. The record is from RefSeq and is a predicted model, not a curated record. NCBI's taxonomy places the organism in Eukaryota, Metazoa, Arthropoda, Insecta, Lepidoptera, Tortricidae.
GAAGAAAGAUUUGAAAUUAUGAUGGCAAAGGCAGGUACCAACUAUCCCGAUCAAGACAAAGACAAAAAUCCACCCCGCACAGACAAGCUCAAAGCCAUAGACAGCACAUCGUCCAAUGACUUCGCUGUCAGCGGACCUAGUGAAGUCAACGAGUACAAAACUAUAGAUGGGACUAAAGUCAACGUGACUGUGAUGAAUGAGGAGUCUAAGGAGAUAUCUAUCAUUGGUAGAAAUGUUAACCUGGAGAGUGGGACUACGGAUUGUAGAACUUUGGAUUGUGGUAAAGUUGAGGGCUGUAGCGUAGAGGGUAAUAGAAGCACGGGUAAUGUGGUACCUGGGACACAUGGGAAAAAUAUGGAGACGCAAAACAAAUGA